UCUAAGUAGAAACGAAGUUCAAAGUUUCACAAUGUCAAGCUCCUCUUUCCCAUUAGUCUUCAUAUUUUGCUUUUCCAUUCUUCUUCUUCUCAUGUCCACUUCCAUGCAAACUGUCUCAGCCGCUACUACUAACAAAGCUUGUCUAAAAACUUACAAAAAAUUUAUCAAAUCUGCCUGCAAUUCAACCACAUAUCCCAAAGUUUGCUACAAAGCUCUCUCCCCCAGUGCAUCCGCCAUUAAAACAGAUACUAACAAGCUUUGCAGCAUUGCCUUGUCCUUCACUCUAAACGCCACAUAUAAUGCAUCUUCAUCCAUAGAUUCCUUGUCGAAAAUGAAGGGAUUGAGUCCGUCCGAGAAACAAAUCAUCAACGAUUGUGCUGAAACUACAGGUGAGGCAAUCUACGAGCUGGAGAAUUCCUUGAAGGCAUUGGCUAAUUUACAAGGCUCGGAUCACAAGGCUGAUGAGAUGAGCGAUUUAAAAACUUGGGUGAGCGCUGCCUUGACGGAUGAGUACACUUGCACGGAUGAAUUUGAUGGCCAGAAAGUAAGCAAAGCUGUUAAGAACACAAUAAAAAAGAAAGUGCUGAAUCUUGCCAAAUUGACCAGCAAUUGUUUGGCUCUUUUCAAUCUUCUGGACUACUGAUUUAGUGUUGUCAUUAAUAAUUCUCCAAGUUAAUUAUAUGGGAAGGGUGUUGUGAUCUUUUAGAUACAUGCAUUAUCGAUGUAAUAUAAUUUGUUGCAAUAUGAGAUACGCUGUUACACUUAA
Gossypium raimondii (Peruvian cotton) is the source of this 766-nucleotide messenger RNA. RefSeq names its product pectinesterase inhibitor 4. The transcript has a single exon. NCBI's taxonomy places the organism in Eukaryota, Viridiplantae, Streptophyta, Magnoliopsida, Malvales, Malvaceae. Bases 32 to 643 code for a protein of 203 amino acids. The record is from RefSeq and is a predicted model, not a curated record. Gene Ontology annotation, biological process: negative regulation of catalytic activity. Gene Ontology annotation, molecular function: enzyme inhibitor activity.